Messenger RNA from Colias croceus (clouded yellow), 2482 nucleotides. Its product is annotated as organic cation transporter protein-like. Gene Ontology annotation, molecular function: transmembrane transporter activity. The coding region runs from base 250 to 1845 and encodes 531 amino acids. The record is from RefSeq and is a predicted model, not a curated record. Gene Ontology annotation, biological process: transmembrane transport. Gene Ontology annotation, cellular component: membrane. The transcript has 7 exons. Lineage: Eukaryota; Metazoa; Arthropoda; Insecta; Lepidoptera; Pieridae.
CCGAACGUUCGCAAUGUUCCACGCCGUGUGCACAUGCGCGCACGCAUCGUAGCCUUCGCGAUACCAAGCUUUUAAUUUUAACAAAAUUUGCUAUCAUGACGAUUAUAACUUCGACCAUUUCAAUAUAACAUUGACAACUUUAAAAAUCGUUUAUAUAUUUUUAACGAUUAUUUAUACGUACCUAAAUAUGAAAUAGUUGUGUAAACAAAAUAAUAUUUCUGAGUGAUUAAUUUACUUGUGUAAUUAAAAAUGACGCAAGGGAAGACAUGUGUGGAUACGGAUGCGUUGCUGCGGGAGCUAGGGCAGUUCCGUCGCUAUCACCUUAUGAACUAUUUCCUGAUCGCUUUAGCGGGUUUUUCAGCAGCUAUAUACGGAAUGAAUUAUGUGUUUCUAGCCGCUGAUGUGUCGUACAGAUGUGUGAUCCCAGAAUGCGAGCUAUCCAACAGCACGGAGUACUCCCCACCAUGGCUCGAGCUGGCCCUACCAGAAGGUACCCAGGAGCGCCGCUGCUCCGCGCGCACUCCGGUGGACGCCUGCGACAGCUUCUCGGAGGAACUGCGGCCCUGUGACCAUUGGCUGUAUGCUUCAAAGGACACGAUUGUUGCUGAGUUCAAUUUGGCGUGUCAAGAAUGGAAGCGCACGUUAGUAGGCACCAUCCACAACAUCGGAAUGCUGGUCUCUGUGCCCUUAUUAGGAUACAUAUCUGACAGAUGGGGCCGCAAAAAAGCAUUGGUGCUAAGCUGCACGCUGGUGGGCGCGAUCGGUUCCCUCAAAGCUUUUUCCAUUUCCUACGAAAUGUAUGUUAUUGUGGAAUUCUUGGAGACUGUAGCGGGGGCCAGUGCCUUCCCUGCUGCUUAUAUUUUGACUAUCGAACUCUUGGGACAAGACAAGCGAGUGCUAACAACUGCGUUCCUGGGCAUCGUGCUAGUCAUAGGCGGCUUAUGUUUUGCCCUCCUCGCAAAGACCUUCCAGUACUGGCGCACGUUUAUCCUCGUUGCUUACCCACCGUCCCUUCUCUUCAUAUCCUACAUAUACUUCUUACCAGAGAGCAUACGCUGGCUCCUCUCUAAAGGAAAGAAAGAAGAAGCGCUUAAAAUAAUAACGAAAGCCGCUAAAAUGAACAAGGUGACGCUAUCAGAGGAAAUUAUGCGUCAGUUGACAACCGUUGAUGAAAAAGUGAAGACAGAAGAGAAACGACCAGUGGAACAAGGGCUUUGGAUGCAAGUGGUGAAAUCUCCAAUAAUAAUGUCACGAUUGGCCAUCUGUUCUUGGUGGUGGAUUACUUGUACGUUCGUGUUCUAUGGAUUGGCGAUUAAUUCUGUGUCUCUGGCGGGAGACAAGUAUACGAACUUCAUGUUGGUGGUCAGUGUGGAAGUGAUAGCGGUGGUCACUAAUGCGUUAGUGUUGGAUCGGAUUGGAAGGAAGCGGACUCUGCUGAUUGCUUACAUGGUUUGCGGAGUGUCCUGUAUCGCGAUCGCGUUUGUUCCUAAAGGCAUGUCCUGGCUCGUGACGCUCUUGUACCUGGUGGGCAAGAUCGCCAUAACGCAGGCCUUCAGCGGCAUCUACAUGUACACGUCGGAGCUGUUCCCGACGCACGCGCGCCACUCGCUGCUCGGCUUCUGCUCGAUGGUCGGCCGCGUGGGAUCCAUCGUGGCGCCGCAGAUGCCGCUGCUUGCCAUCUACAUCGACUGGUUACCUUCAGUGCUAUUCGGGUCCACUGCGCUUAUGGCGGCUGCUCUGAUGAUGACCACGCCAGAGACCCUCAACGUGCGCCUUCCAGACACUAUACUUGAAGCCGAAAACAUCGGCAAAGAAAAACCCAACACGGCCACGUCACAGUUUUGAGAUUAAACUUAGGAAAUAGUUAUGAAAUAAAUAAUAUAGAGAAUAAUUUUAACAGUAAUCAUAAUGGUAUUUAUAAAAAAUUAAAUGUUAUAACAGACAAACGGCGGUUUAUUGGUGUUGUUUAAUGGUGUUUUAAUAUGUGCAUUAUGAGUUAGCUCUGUGAUACUGCAAGUGAUUAUAAUAGAUGCCCUAUAAAUAUCAGUAAUAAUGAUUGGUGAAAUAUAAGAGGACUUAAUUUAGUAGGAUAUUUCUAAUUCAAAAUAUAAUUAUGUUCUGUGUAAAUUAGAGAAAUAUAGAUUUUAAACGAAUAUUUAUUCUUGUGUUCUUUGUUAUGUAAUUUCUAAUAUAGUAUUUUGUACUUUAUAAAAUGAAAUAUUAUAUUGUAAUAUGAAUAACGUAAACGUUGUGAUAUAAUGAGUGAUUAGAUACGAAUUUUGUACCUACCGAAACAUUCAAAUUAUAUUUUUUGUAAUUCAUGGAAUGUUAAUAAAUAAAAUAUUGAAAAAUAUGUAUUUGUUCUUUUAGGUAUUUAUUGUAGAGUAAUUUAUACUUCAACAGAUUUAAUUUGUUAAUUUAUAUUAUAAGUACUCUUAUUUUAAUGUUUAUGAAACAAAAUAAAUUAUCAUGAGUGAGCCUA